AUGUCAUCUUCCAAUUCACCGAGCACUCUCUCUCCACGUAAGAUUUUACCUCUUCCCAGUAGAUCACGAAGUAGACAGACGUCAAAAAUCAGGCAAAGUUCGGACCCCAGAUCUUCUUCUAGUGGUGAGGCGGACCAAGGUGCUGCAACACCAGAGAGCUCAAGAGACGAGCCCACAGCUGCAAACCAUCGGAUUGAAAGCAGCAACAGCCCGAAGUCACAGAUUGACUCCGUAUCUGUCACAACUUCGGUUGUAUCAAGAGUUCUUGCAGAAAGCGCUAUAAAGUCAACCCCUAAACCUUUGGAGAGAGAAGAAAGUCAAGAUACACCAACUCGAAACGGAGAUUUAAAGACAGUCGUGACACCAGAUCAUGAAUUACCUCAGCCUCUACAUGCACUAGAAACAGAAGAAAAAAUCACAACCAGCGAUGGCUCAGAAAAUCUCCCCGAAGUUGUGAAAGAUUCUCACUAUAAAUUUUCCUCUGAUGGCAUUGAAGUGCGGGGUAGUUCCAGCUCGCAAAUCAGCCACUCCCGAAGAUCAUCCGAAGAUUCAUUUGCUGAUAGCGAAUCGUCAAACGAAGACGCGAAAUACGCCGUUGAAGAUGAAGAGGCACCAGUCGAACCUUAUUUCACCGAGGAAUUUCAGACCAUUCUUGGAAGAAGCUACAAUAUUGCAGUUCAAGUGGCUAAUGAACUGGAAAAAUUGGAGAAAGUCUUUGAAGAAGAUGUGAAUUUUCGAAGGCUAUUGAAUGAUUCAAAAGGACUGAGCAAAGGCGAUAUAUCGAGUACUAGAACCAUUGCUAUACUAGGUGCAUCGGGAGAGGGAAAGAGUAGUCUAAUUAACUCGCUUCUACAUAUGACAGAGCUAGCUAGGACUAGUGAUGAAGGUUCUGCUUGUACUUCCGUUGUCACAGAGUACAGGCAAAGGAAAAAUAGUGCGCUCGAGCCGUUUUCAAUCGAGGUAGAGUAUCUUUCCAAACCAGAGCGUCAAGAGAUGGUAGAAGAGUUGUUGUGGAGUUAUCGACAGCUGUUUUUCCCAGAUUCAGACAACGAAGGUAAUGCGCUUGAUUCUGAUGAACAGCAACGUAUCGAAAGAGAAUCCGCAGUGGCAUGGUCGGCUCUUGAGGCAGUGUUUAGCGAACAAGAAGAGUUCGAUGUCAAUUUCGUGAGCGACAAGUCGAAAGGUGCAUUCGAAAGGAUCAAGAGCCAACUAUUAGAGUGGAUGCAUAAAAUAGACUUUCCUGCAGAUGAUGAGUCAGGUUUAUGGACAGCUAUUGCGCAUACUUCUGAUGAAUGUCAAGAGCUAACCAGUGUCUUCAUGGAGGAUAAGCUUUGGCCAUUCACUAAGAUAAUUCGCGUCUACCUUGACGCUGAAGUGCUGAAAACAGGCGUUGUCCUCGCCGAUCUGCCAGGUUUACAAGAUACCAAUUUAGCGCGUGUUCGAGCAACACAGAAGUACUUGCAGAGUUGUGAUCAUGUCUUCAUCGCAACCAAAAUUUCCAGAGCAAUUACCGAUACAACCCUAAAGUCAGCAUUAUAUAGUGAACUUAAACGCCAUGUCCCGCUUGCAUGGGAGGAGUCGGGAGGCACCAAUAUCAAUUUCAAAUUAGCUGUUAUAUGUACAAGAUCAGAGGAUAUCAACCCAAAAACGGCAAAGAGGACUUUCGUUGGUAAUGGAAAAGAGAUAUCUUUGAUUGACAUGAAUUCGAUUGACAAAGAUAUCGAGAACGCGAAGCGCAAGGGUGACAAAAGCCUGAAAGAGCACCUCGAACGAAAAAAGUUGUGGCUUUUUAUCGAAGCUCGGAACCGGCACGUUACCAAAGGACUUCAAACCGCGUAUCGACAAAAGACUAUCAACGGGCAUUUAGAUGUUUUUUGUAUCUCAAAUACGACAUAUGAGGACUAUGUAGAGAAAGGUGACAAUGAAAUGAUCCAAAAGAGCGGUAUUCCGGAGCUUCGUCGCUUCUGUCGGAAGAUAACUGCUAGUGCCCAACUUCUACAGGCACUGCAUUUCAUGCGGUCAAGGCUACCAAGUCUAUUGAAUUCUAUUACGCUAUGGUUGGAUUCCAUUCAAGAAGUCUCUCAAGGGCAGGAUGAUGGUACAGGGACGUUAGUAUUAGACUACUAUGAGCAUUCCAGAAAAGAAGCGACUGCGUCAAUUACGAAAUAUAAUUGGGAAUUUCGAAAUGCUUUACAAAAUGACAUGAUUCGUUUCUUUAAUAGGGAAAGUAUAAAGUGGGAAGUUACUGCAAAUAAGAGGGCAGAAGAAUGGGCUGAAUGGCAUCACCAAUCAUACAACGCGUGGUGUAGAAAUAACGGAGAGCACACCACUGUUGCACGGGGUUAUAGAAAUUGGAACGCGGAAAUUCUCGAAAGGAUGAGAAUGGAGUUAAAAAUGAGAUGGAAUCUUCUUGAAGAAAAGAUCCCAAUAAAUAUGGAGAGCCUCCUACAAGAGGUCAAAAAUCAACUUCAAAACUUGGAGACUCACAUCGAAGGGCAAGGCAGAUCGAGCCCAAUGCAGUAUGGCAUUAACUUUCGCAUGCAAGACUUAGAAUACAAUUUCGGCCUCAUACAACAGGAAUUUGAGAGAGGAUUGAGAACAAUUCGACAGCACGUCGAAGAACCAAAUGCUUCGUCCUUUGUUGUUGCGGAAAUGAUUUCAGCUUAUCGUAAAGCCAGCAGUGAAGGAGGCAAAGGCAUGAAAGCACGACAAAUAUCAAUUAUUACGAAUCAAGUCAAUGGCGGCACCAUUUUCCCUAACAUAUCUGCCAAAAUGCAUCAAGAAGCGGUCACCUUGAUCGAUUAUGAAUUCAACAAGCUCAGACAGGAAUUGCAUGAAACCUUUAAUCUGAUACAUAAAGACAUUGAUAUGACAAGUGCUAAGAGACCGCAAUCCCAGAAAUCUGCUGCUACGACCAAGGGCAUAGAGUUGAAAGGAAGAUUUGCAAAAAAGUUCAACAACUUGAGAUUGAAGUAUGAUGAGAUUCUUCGCGUUCGAGAUAGAUGA
Messenger RNA from Botrytis sinoallii, 3006 nucleotides. RefSeq lists its product as uncharacterized. The transcript has 13 exons. The record is from RefSeq and is a predicted model, not a curated record. The coding region runs from base 1 to 3006 and encodes 1001 amino acids. NCBI's taxonomy places the organism in Eukaryota, Fungi, Ascomycota, Leotiomycetes, Helotiales, Sclerotiniaceae.